AUGAUCGACCCCACAGCUGGAGUGAAAGCGAAUCCCGAGGGGAAGGGAGUUUGCAAGACCGAUGCGGAGGGGCCGGGGGACGGCAAGACUGAUGCCGAGGGGCCGGAGGUCGGCAAGACUCCGCCCCGCCGCGGGAUGGUGUUCGGACUGGCCGCCGCGCUGCUGCUCGUGACCGGCGCUGCGGUGACUGGUGGACUGCUGGCGUAUUUCCGGGGAAAAGACGGCCCAAAUGUGUUCACGCUCCAGGCGUCUGUCGGCGGGCAGACUGUGCGGGAGGAGGUGGAGUUUGACCGGCGGAGCGGCGCGGCCGUGUACCGGGAUGUCGGCGGUACGCAGGAGGGAGAGAUCGUGCAGACCAGGGAGGGCCUGUUGGUGCUGUACUGGCAGGGCGGAUGUUACCUACUGGAGAAGAACGGUACCCGCGAGAUGGACAUCGGCUCUGCAGAGGCUGCGGUGGAGGUUCUGUCUGUACUGCGAUGA
This is a messenger RNA of Branchiostoma floridae (Florida lancelet), 480 nucleotides long. RefSeq lists its product as uncharacterized. The transcript is spliced from 5 exons. The record is from RefSeq and is a predicted model, not a curated record. Lineage: Eukaryota; Metazoa; Chordata; Leptocardii; Amphioxiformes; Branchiostomatidae. The coding region runs from base 1 to 480 and encodes 159 amino acids.